AUGUACGUGAGGGCCCUCUAUGACUACGAUGCCGACGAUCGGACGAGCUUGAGCUUCCGACAAGGCGAUAUCAUCCAGGUCAUUACACAGCUGGAGAGUGGGUGGUGGGAUGGCGUCGUCAAUGAGGUGCGAGGAUGGUUUCCCAGCAACUACUGCGCCGUCGUCAGCCGACUUCCCAUGGAUUUCGUCGAUGAACACGGCCACGCGGAUGGCGGCGACGAUGGCGACAUCGAUGAGGAGACCAGGGAGGAGUUCAGCGAGGAUGGGUACGACGACGCCGAAUCCGAUGGCAAUCUGAAAGAUCGCGAUACGACGCUCCCCAUCGAAGGUGGGGACGAUAAGGACCAGGAAGAGGCGGCGUUCUGGAUCCCCCAGGCAACCCCGGAUGGUCGACUGUUCUAUUACAAUACCCUCACGGGCGUCAGCACCAUGGAGCUCCCGCUGGAGAAUCCGACAUCCUCCUCCGAAACCGGGCCGCGUGACCGUCACCAUGUCCAAAUCCCCGAUCAAACUCGUCCACCCCCCGAGCUCAUGGCGGGAGGGUAUGAGAGGGCAGAGGACGAUGCGGAUUACGAGAACUCCGCGUCUGAAGCGGAAGAAAUGGCGCAUCAUGGCCGGAAGGGCAGCUCGUUUGCUACGGAGGAAUUGUCCCCCUCCGCAUCUACGGAUUCGCUCCGACACCCGGCCAUGGCCAAUCGGACACGCAACGAUUUCAACUUACCGCACAACAGCAGUUUCUCGGUCGUGCAGUCCGCCAUGCCCCCGAUCGGGACCUCGAAUUCGUUCAUCAACAGCCCCGCGGCCCCGGAAACGCUCCCCGCCAUCCCGCGGAAGCUCUUCGACGACUCCUACGCCAUCCCCUUGACCUGGAACAAGAUGCUGGAAGACAUGCGACGGGCGAUCGAGCGGUAUCGGCAGGCGAUCAACAACAGCGAUCGGGCCGAGUUCGUGAAGCGGGCGGAAGACAUCUCGGACCACUUGCGGCUCCUGCUGGUCGCGGGCUCGGGCACGACGGACAAUCACUCCGGGAAUCCGUCCAUUAUCAGCACGAACAAGGCUCUCUAUCCGCAUUUCCGGGUCACGAUGUCUCGGUUCUCGAAGCUGGUGCUCUCAUCACAUAUCGCCGCUGCGGACUGGCCGCCUCCCGAUUCGUAUGCCAAAUGCUUGAAAGAAGCGGAAGGCGUGCUGAACGGCGUCUACGGUUUUGUGGAAGUGGCAAGACAGCAGCGAGGAGAAGAUAUCCCCCGUCUCAUCCCCGGCUUCGUGAGCAACAGCCACAUCGGUGGCAAUUGGCAGCAGCAUGGCCUGUCCCCGCGGGACAGCUCGGUGACCACGCUCUUCGGCGAUUCCGAGGAAUAUGACCCGUCCGUCGAGCCAUCCACACGGCUAGAUGGGAAGCUGCUGGAACGACUGGAAGAUUUGCGAAAGAUCUUCGUCUCCAACCUGCGGAGGCUCGACGAAGCGUUGAGUGUGCGCGAGAUGACCGUUUCUCCCACCAGACACCAGGUCAUUGGGGAUAACGUCUGUCGGGCCGGCUUGAAGGUGCUUGAGUCAUGCCGGCCUUGGCUUUCCACCGUGGAGUCCAUCAACCUGUCGCCGCUCCAUCAGGAACGACGGCAGCAUGAGUUCAUGGAGCUCAACGUUGCCAAACAGCGCGUCUACGACAGCACAUCGGAGCUCCUGAUGGCGUGUCAGGCUGUCGCCUCGCCGCUCGGCGAUGAAUGGUCGGAAUCCAGGGGCGACUCGUUGGAAAACCGGUUGCUCUACGUGCGAUCGAGCUCGAAGGAUUUGGAGAUGAGCAUGUCCCAUUUGACAUUACAAUUGCAACGACUCUCGGAGCUGAUUCCGAUGGCGGAUCAACCCAAUCGGGAUAUUCGAGUAGGAGAACCCUCCGGGUUCGACAAUGCGGCGCAAUCCCAAUCCAGAAUGGGUCAGCGGCCUUCGAUUGCGGAGCUUGGUCCCUCCAUGACCUACGGAGAUGCGAUGGACUACGUCGACACGAUGAGGAACGGCAACAAGGACAAGCUCGAGCGGAUCCUUGGGGAGAAGCCUCCACCAAACGUUGGGGGCCCUCCGCCGGAAGAUGUGCCGGACUUUUUACGCCUUGAUUACGAGCGCGACAUUGUCUACGAUACCAAGGUCACGCCGCCGCAAUUGCGCGGAGGGACAUUGCAAGGGUUGGUCGAACAACUCACGCGGCACGACCGUCUCGACUCACCGUUCAACGCAACUUUCCUCCUGACCUAUCGAUCGUUCACGACCGCGACGGAACUGUUCGAGAUGCUGAUGAAGCGGUGGACCAUCCAACCGCCGUUCGGCAUCUCCAACGAAGACCAACAGACCUGGAUCGACAAGAAGCAGCGACCGAUCCGGUUCCGCGUGGUGAACAUCCUCAAGAGCUGGUUCGACACCUACUGGAUGGAGAGUAACGACGACGAAGCCCGGGCGCUCACGCAGCGAGCGUAUCAGUUCGCCAGCGAAGAAGUGGUGAAGACAAACACCCCCGGCGCCGGCCCACUGAUGGCGUCGAUCGACCAGCGCAUGCGCGGCCAGGAGAUCCCGAACAAGAAGAUGGUACUGACGCUGAACGCGCAGACGCCGCAGCCGAUCAUCCCUAAGAACAUGAAGAAGCUCAAGUUCCUCGACAUCGACCCCACCGAGUUCGCGCGCCAGCUGACCAUCAUCGAGUCGCGGCUGUACGGGAAGAUCAAGCCGACGGAGUGCUUGAGCAAGACGUUGCAUAAGAAGAUCGAAGCCGGCGAGAACGACCCGGCUCCGAACGUGAAAGCGCUGAUCCUGCACUCGAAUCAACUGACGAACUGGGUGGCGCAGAUGAUCUUGAACCAGCAAGACGUGCGUCGACGGGUUAUCGUGAUCAAGCACUUUGUGAACAUCGCCGAUAAAUGCCGAUCGCUCAAUAACUUCUCGAUGCUCACGUCCAUCAUCUCCGCCCUUGGCACCGCGCCCAUCCAUCGCUUGCAACGGACGUGGCAGAGUGUCAGCGCCAAAACGAUGCAGACGCUCGAGUCCAUGCGCAAAACCAUGGGCAGCACCAAGAACUUCGCGGAGUACCGCGAAACGCUGCACCGCGCGAACCCGCCGUGCAUCCCCUUCUUCGGCGUCUACCUCACGGACCUGACCUUUAUAGAAGACGGCAUCCCCUCCACGAUCAAGAAGACGAACCUCAUCAACUUCGCGAAACGGGCGAAGACGGCGGAGGUGAUCCGCGACAUCCAGGACUACCAGAACGUGCCGUACGCGCUGCAGCCGGUGCCGGAGCUGCAGGAGUACAUCCUGAACAACAUGGAGACGGCUGGGGACGUGCACGAGAUGUACGAGCGGAGCUUGGUGGUGGAGCCGCGCGAGCGGGAGGAUGAGAAGAUCGCCCGGUAUGUAGGAUCGUCUAUGCCUGCUUUUGCCAUUUGA
Molecule: messenger RNA, 3426 nt
Organism: Eremomyces bilateralis CBS 781.70
Lineage: Eukaryota; Fungi; Ascomycota; Dothideomycetes; Eremomycetales; Eremomycetaceae
Product: guanine-nucleotide dissociation stimulator CDC25
Exons: 4
Coding region: 1-3426 (1141 amino acids)
Biological process (GO): Ras protein signal transduction; positive regulation of GTPase activity
Cellular component (GO): plasma membrane
Molecular function (GO): protein binding; guanyl-nucleotide exchange factor activity
Source: RefSeq, a predicted model, not a curated record